UGUUUGUUUGAUGGUGUCGUAUCAAUCUGUUUAGUUGUCUGUGUGUCUGUCUAUUUGUGUGUCCAUCUGUUUGUCUUUGUUUGUGUGUUUGUCUGUGUGUCCGUCUGUUUGUGUGUCCGUCUGUUUGUGUGUCUAUCUGUUUGUCUGUUUGUUUGUCUGUUUGUCUGUUUGUCUGUGUGUCUGUCUAUUUGUGUGUCCGUCUGUUUGUGUGUUCAUCUGUUUGUCUUUGUCUGUUUGUGUGUUUGUCUGUUUGUGUGUUUGUCUGUUUGUGUGUUUGUCUGUGUGUCUGUCUAUUUGUGUGCCAUCUGUUUGUGUGUCCAUCUGUUUGUCUUUGUCUGUUUUUUUUGUUUGUCUGUUCGUGUGUUUGUGUGUGUGUCUGUCAGUUUGUGUGUCCGUCUGUUUGUAUGUCCGUCUGUUUGUGUGUCUAUCUGUUUGUCUUUGUCUGUUUGUGUGUUUGUCUGUGUGUUUGUCUGUGUGUUCAUGUGUUUGUCUGUGUGUUCAUGUGUUUGUGUGUCCAUCUGUUUGUCUCUGUCUGUCUCUUUGUUUGUCUGUUCGUGUGUUUGUGUGUGUGUCUGUCAGUUUGUGUGUCCGUCUGUUUGUAUGUCCGUCUGUUUGUGUGUCUAUCUGUUUGUCUUUGUCUGUUUGUGUGUUUGUCUGUGUGUUUGUCUGUGUGUUCAUGUGUUUGUGUGUCCAUCUGUUUGUCUCUGUCUGUCUCUUUGUUUGUCUGUUUGUGUGUUUGUCUGUGUGUCUGUCAGUUUGUGUGUCUGUCUGUUUGUGUGUCUGUCUGUUUGUGUGUCUGUCUGUUUGUGUGUCCAUCUGUUUGUGUGUCUAUCUGUUUGUCUUUGUCUGUUUGUUUGUUUGUCUGUUUGUCUGUGUUUCUGUCUAUUUGUGUGUCCGUCUGUUUGUGUGUCUAUCUGUUUGUGUGUCCAUCUGUUUGUCUGUCUAUUUAUGUGUCCAUUUGUUUGUGUCCAUCUGUUUGUUUUUGUCUGUUUGUGUGUUUGUUUGUGUGUUUGUUUGUGUGUCUGUCAGUUUGUGUGUCCGUCUGUUUGUGUGUUCGUCUGUUUGUGUGUCCAUCUGUUUGUGUUUCCAUCUGUUUGUCUUUGUCUGUUUGUUUGUUUGUCUAUUUGUGUGUUUGUCUGUGUGUCUGUCAGUCUGUGCAUCCGUCUGUUUGUGUGUCCAUCUGUUUGUCUAUUUGUUUGUUUGUUUGUCUGUGUGUCUGUCAGUUUGUGUGUCCAUCUGUCAACCUGUUUGUCUGUUUGUCUCUGUCUAUUCGUUCGUUUGUCUUUUUGUCUGUUUGUUUGUGUGUACGUCUGUUUGUGUGUUCGUCUGUGUCUCUGUCCGUUCGUUUGCCUGUUUUGUUUGUCUGUUUUGUUUGUCUGUCUGUGUCCAUCUGUUUGUGUGUGUGUGUGUGUGUGUGUGUGUGUGUGUGUGUGUGUGUGUGUGUGUGUGUGUGUGUGUGUGUGUCUGUUUGACUGUCUCUCUGUCUCUCUCUGUCUAUCUAUUUGUUUGUUUGUGUCUGUGUACACAAAUGUAUUACACUCUUUGUAUUAUACAUCCACAAAUGUCUAACCCUGCCCAUCCACACUAUACUACCUUACACGAGAGAUCACGUGUAUUU
Molecule: messenger RNA, 1618 nt
Organism: Corticium candelabrum
Lineage: Eukaryota; Metazoa; Porifera; Homoscleromorpha; Homosclerophorida; Plakinidae
Product: keratin-associated protein 10-4-like
Exons: 1
Coding region: 405-1472 (355 amino acids)
Source: RefSeq, a predicted model, not a curated record